Messenger RNA from Eutrema salsugineum, 576 nucleotides. RefSeq names its product LOB domain-containing protein 28. The transcript has a single exon. Lineage: Eukaryota; Viridiplantae; Streptophyta; Magnoliopsida; Brassicales; Brassicaceae. The record is from RefSeq and is a predicted model, not a curated record. The coding region runs from base 1 to 576 and encodes 191 amino acids.
AUGGAAAAAAUGCCGACACCAUGCGCGGCUUGCAAGCACCUAAGGAGAAAAUGCAUACAAGCCUGCGUGUUUGCGCCUUACUUCCCCGCGAACCAACAGGACAAAUACACAGCGGUCCACAAGGUAUUCGGAGCAAGCCACGUGGCUAGAAUUCUCAACGAGAUUCACCCAAACCAGAGACAAGAUGCCAUGAACUCGCUUGCUUUCGAGGCACAAGCUCGUCUCCUUGACCCGGUCCAUGGCUGCACUCCUCUCAUUUACAACCUCCAACGUCAGCUUGAAGACCUUGAGCACCAAAUCCAAGUCGCAAAGAACGAGCUCGCCUCUUACAAUAUCGUCACGACACUAGAGCCACCUCCUCCGAUUACGUAUCAGCAAAACCAUCACAAUCCUUUGAUGAUGCCUGUGGGUAACUAUGGGGGCCAUUUAACGUCACAACAGUUACGACAAUUACCUGAAGAUGCUCACCGUUAUGCAUCCGCACAUACCGCUCAAAUCCAGCAAAAGCCAGAGACGCAGACGAAUCACAAAUCAGAGAGCGAUAACAAAAAAGAUAUGAUAUCAUCAAAGAUAUGA